Cynoglossus semilaevis (tongue sole) is the source of this 4365-nucleotide messenger RNA. RefSeq names its product bone morphogenetic protein 1-like. Gene Ontology annotation, biological process: proteolysis. The record is from RefSeq and is a predicted model, not a curated record. The transcript has 20 exons. Lineage: Eukaryota; Metazoa; Chordata; Actinopteri; Pleuronectiformes; Cynoglossidae. Gene Ontology annotation, molecular function: zinc ion binding; calcium ion binding; metalloendopeptidase activity. The coding region runs from base 87 to 2975 and encodes 962 amino acids.
CCAAAAAAAACCUCCCAUUUCUCUCUCCCUCUCUCUUCCUUCUUUUACCUUUAUCCCUCGCUUCUCGCCGUGUCUUCUCCACAAUCAUGGAUCUCUCGGCGAGAUGUCUGUCCCUUCUCCUCCUUCUCCUCUCGUGUCCUCUCGGCGUCAUAUUGACGAUAGAUUUGGAGGAGUCAAUUGAUCCGGGUUACUAUGUGGAGCCCACUGCCACAUCAGAGGCCAUCGACUACAAGGAUCCCUGUAAAGCUGCUGCCUUUCUGGGAGACAUUGCUCUGGAUGAGGAGGAUCUGCGGUCAUUCAAAGUGGACAGAAUAGUAGAUUUGGCCCAGAGAACCGUCUACACUUUUAAUCGCACAAGUGCAGGAUCAGCCAAUCGGAGAGGCUCAAACAGACAAGAGACAAGUCGUAAGAAAAGAGCUGCUACCUCCAGACCCGAGCGUGUUUGGCCUGAAGGUGUUAUUCCCUAUGUCAUCAGUGGUAACUUCAGUGGCAGCCAGCGGGCGAUAUUCCGCCAGGCCAUGCGUCACUGGGAGAAACACACCUGUGUGACCUUUAUAGCGAGGACGCAGGAGGAGAGCUAUAUUGUCUUCACCUACAGACCAUGUGGGUGCUGUUCUUACGUGGGUCGCCGCGGAGGGGGCCCCCAGGCCAUAUCCAUUGGGAAAAACUGUGACAAGUUUGGCAUUGUGGUGCAUGAGCUGGGUCACGUGAUUGGUUUCUGGCAUGAGCACACACGGCCGGACCGAGACGAACACGUCAGCAUCAUCAGGGACAACAUUCAGCCAGGACAGGAAUAUAACUUUUUGAAGAUGGAACCUGGGGAGGUGGAUUCUCUGGGAGAGGUCUAUGACUUUGACAGUAUCAUGCACUAUGCCAGGAAUACAUUCUCCAGAGGCAUCUUCCUGGACACCAUCCUCCCUCGCUAUGAUGUAAACGGGGUACGACCACCCAUUGGCCAGAGAACCAGACUGAGCAAAGGGGACAUCACUCAGGCACGCAAACUCUACAAAUGCUCCAGAUGUGGGGACAGUCUGCAGGACAGCAGCGGGAACUUCUCUUCCCCUGGUUUCCCUAAUGGAUACUCAGCCUACAUGCACUGCAUCUGGAGAAUAUCAGUCACACCUGGGGAAAAGAUCAUUCUGAACUUCACCUCCAUGGAUCUGUACAGGAGUCACCUGUGCUGGUAUGACCACGUGGAGAUCCGUGAUGGGUACUGGAGAAAAGCACUGCUCAAAGGUCGUUUCUGUGGGGAUAAGUUGCCCGAGCCCAUCAUCUCCACAGACAGUCGCCUGUGGAUUGAGUUCCGCAGCAGCAGUAAUUGGGUGGGAAAAGGUUUCUCCGCCGUUUAUGAAGCCAUCUGUGGUGGGGAGGUGAAGAAGGACAAUGGCCAGAUCCAAUCUCCUAACUAUCCUGAUGACUACAAACCCAACAAAGUGUGUAUGUGGAAGAUUUCUGUAGCUCAGGGCUUCCACGUAGGCCUCACCUUCCAGUCAUUUGAGAUUGAGAGACAUGACAGUUGUGCCUAUGACUACCUGGAAGUGCGUGAUGGCAACUUUGAAAACAGCCCGCUCCUUGGCCGCUUCUGUGGCUACGACAAACCAGAUGAUAUCAAAACCAGCUCCAACCACCUUGCUGCCAACUUCUUCAAAGAGAUGGAUGAGUGCUCCAACCCGGACAACGGUCGCUGUGAGCAACGCUGUGUCAACACACUAGGCAGCUACAAGUGUGCCUGUGACCCGGGCUAUGAGCUGGCUGCUGACAAGCGCAGCUGUGAGGCUGCUUGUGGAGGAUUCAUCACCAAGCUGAAUGGCUCAAUCACAAGUCCAGGUUGGCCAAGAGAGUAUCCUCCAAACAAGAACUGCAUCUGGCAGCUGGUUGCCCCUACACAGUAUCGCAUCACUCUGCUCUUUGACGUCUUUGAGACUGAGGGCAAUGACGUUUGUAAGUAUGACUACGUGGAGGUUCGGAGUGGACUUUCAGCUGACUCCAGGCUACACGGAAAGUUCUGUGGAGCAGAGAAGCCAGAGGCUAUUACAUCUCAGUACAACAACAUGCGCAUUGAGUUCAAGUCUGACAACACAGUGUCCAAAAAGGGUUUCAAGGCACAGUUCUUUUCAGAUAAGGACGAGUGCUCCAAGGAGAACGGCGGCUGUCAACAUGAGUGUGUCAACACCUUUGGGAGCUACAGCUGUCAGUGCAGGAGUGGCUUUGUGCUACAUGAGAAUAAACAUGACUGCAAAGAAGCUGGCUGCGAUCACACUGUGAACGGCGUGAGUGGCAUCAUCACCAGCCCUAAUUGGCCUGAAAAAUACCCCAGUAAGAAGGCAUGCACCUGGGCACUAACCACCACUCCAGGACACCGUAUUAAAAUCGCCUUCAAUGAAAUUGACUUGGAACCCCACGUGGAGUGUACUUACGAUCACAUUGAGAUUUACGAUGGUCGUGAUGAUAAAGCAUCAAGUCUGGGCCGCUUCUGUGGCACAAAGAAACCCCAGCCCAUAACAUCCAGCAGCAACAAGCUGUUUAUUUGCUUCUUCUCUGAUAAUUCUGUACAGAAGAAAGGCUUUGAGGCGUCGCACACUGCAGAGUGUGGAGGUCACCUGAAAGCCGAAGUCAAAACCAAGGACCUGUUCUCCCAUGCCCAGUUUGGAGACAACAACUAUCCUGGAGCCUCAGACUGUGAGUGGGUGAUCUCUGCUGAGAAGGGCUACGGCGUGGAGCUCAUCUUCCAGACCUUUGAGAUAGAAGAAGAGGCCGACUGGGGCGACUAUGACUACAUGGAGCUCUUCGAUGGAGACGACACCAAAUCUCCAAGGCUGGGGCGUUAUUGUGGCUCAGGGCCUCCAGAGGAGAUCUACUCGGCCGGAGACUCCAUUGUGAUCAAGUUCCGCUCCGACGACACCAUCAACAAAAAGGGAUUCCACGUCCGCUACACCAGCACCAAGUUCCAGGACACACUGCACUCACGCAAGUGACCAGCGGGGGCUGGAAUGGGCCGUGCAGGGCAGAGGGGCAAACGGAGGGGCCCCCAGGGGAGGCGCCAGCCUGAUGCUCGGAAACGUUCUGCCACCAAGUUGAAUCAGACACGACAGAACAGCUGCAAGACCACCAACCGCACCUCAGCUCCUAGGGGCUCUAGCUCCCCCCACAGACUGUGAGGAGUAAAGCCAUUCUGCAAUACACCUAGUUUCUACCUUUUUAUGGUUAGGAUUGGGGUGGGGAGGGCGAAUGUUUACUUCAGGUGGACGGUAGGGGAGAAGUUUAUUGACCCAGUCCCCUCCAUAUUAUUUUAUUUUUCUUUUGUUUUUUUUUAAAUAAAACAUGCCUCUGAUUAUGAGGCACAAAAAGGAAAACAGUGGAUUCUCAGGACCUGCAGAGGAAGGCAGGCAUCAACUGGACAGAUCCCUGCUUUUGUCAGGCCAGUCCACCAGAUCCAGGAGGGGUUCAAGGACUCCUGUCCAUAUGAGGAUUCAGAAGGACUUGACUUCAGAUUUUUAAUACUGUAUGUCAGUCAAUUGCAUGUAGUUACAAAGGAGCACAGGAGAAAUUGUACAGUGACGACACCAGCAUUUGUAAAUGGCAAUGUAACUGGCAAUAUAAAGGUAUAAAGGUCUUAUUAAAGGUCUGAUAAAUGAAAUGUGGUCCAUGUCUUCUGGUUGGUAAUUGCUCGCCUGCCGACUGGCUUUUACUGUACCUCCAUGUAUAAAGUAAUGUGUAUAAUCUUUUCAAAAAGAGAACGUGUGCUUUUCUCAGCUCGAACCAGUUAGCACUUUACAAUGAAUUUGUUCCAAAGUACUGAGCUUAAUGAUUUUUUUUUUUGUGAAAUGCAUUGCCAGUUUACAUAUUUUUAAAAUGCAUUUUAUCUUUUUUUCUCUCUCUCACUCUCUAUCUCUCUCUUAUUCCUUUUUUAAUUGCUCCAUUUAGUUCCUCAGGCAUACUUGAACAUUGUGUGUGCCCUGUAACAUGGGGUAAUAAAUACAUGACUUAAUGUUUCAGUGUUGAUUUACAUUUCUGAUGUAAACUAAUUUCUCUUCAGAGGAAAAAAAACAAUGCCUUUUCAAUGAAGUAUUUCUCAAGAACAAAUGAGCCUGAGUAUUUAUUGUUGUUUAUUGUUAUAGCAAUGACAUGUAUAAUGUAUAGGUGGAACGGUACUGUUGAAAUUAGCCCUAUAAUUACCUUCUAAUGUAUAGCCAUUGGUUUAUGUUGAAUAUACUAUGUUGCUCACUCAUCCUUUUUCUCCAUUUAUUUCUUACAUGACUCCUUGAGUACAUUGUGGGCUUUGUGACAUUGCAGCAGGUUUAACCCUUGUAAAGUCCCCGGGUCACCUAGACCCUUCCUAUUUUUGUACACACCGUUUGUUGAAUA